Messenger RNA from Serpula lacrymans var. lacrymans S7.9, 2693 nucleotides. RefSeq lists its product as uncharacterized. Gene Ontology annotation, biological process: L-lysine biosynthetic process. The coding region runs from base 66 to 2258 and encodes 730 amino acids. Gene Ontology annotation, molecular function: 4 iron, 4 sulfur cluster binding; homoaconitate hydratase activity. The transcript has 2 exons. The record is from RefSeq and is a predicted model, not a curated record. Lineage: Eukaryota; Fungi; Basidiomycota; Agaricomycetes; Boletales; Serpulaceae.
GCUAGUCCACAUAGAUCCCCGUCACUCACGACAACGAGGGGCCUUUACUUACCUUUCUUCUCGCUAUGAUGCGCCUGCCUUCUUCGUUGGCACCCGUUUGGACCAGGCUGGGUACCGCAAGGUCACUGGCGACCAUAGCAGACAAACCACGAACCCCACAAACUGUCAUCGAAAAAGUAGUUCAACGAUAUGCUGUUGGUCUGCCUGAUGGAAAGGCUGUCAAGGCGGGAGACUAUGUGAUGAUUCGGCCAGAGCAUGUUAUGACCCAUGACAAUACUGGGCCUGUAAUCUCCAAGUUUAAAUCUAUUGGAGCCACUCAGAUAGACAACCCUAGGCAGACUGUUUUCACAUUAGACCAUGACGUUCAGAACAAGUCAGACAAGAAUCUUGCAAAAUAUGCGGCUAUCGAGGAGUUUGCACGGAAACAUGGUAUUGAUUUCUACCCUGCUGGACGAGGCAUUGGGCACCAAGUGUUAGUGGAAGAAGGUUACGCUUUCCCUCAUACUAUGACUGUCGCUAGCGACAGUCAUAGCAAUAUGUACGGAGGUGUGGGUUGUGUCGGUACACCCAUAGUUAGAACGGACGCUGCCGCGCUUUGGGCAACUGGAAAGACUUGGUGGCAAGUUCCCCGAAUGGUCAAGGUCGAGUUACGAGGGAAGCUGGCUCCUGGGGUUACGGGUAAAGAUGUGAUCGUUGCGUUGUGUGGCUUGUUCAACAAAGAUGAAGUCCUCAACGCCGCUAUCGAAUUCACUGGCGACGGAAUUCCUGCUUUGGCUAUCGACGACCGACUAACAAUCUCCAAUAUGACGACUGAGUGGGGCGCUCUUGUUGGUGUUUUCCCUGCUGACGACGUACUUUUCAACUGGUACGAAAAUGCACUCCGAAAACUUGAACUGCGUACGUUCGCCUCUUCGGCAUCGUCCUCGUCGAUACCACCUCCCCCAGAGCACCCUCGCAUCAACCGCCGCAGGCUUGAUGCUAUCCGUACGGCUAAUUUACGGUCCGAUGUGGACGCAGAAUACUCAUCUCAUCUUAUCUUUGACCUGUCUACUCUCGUACCACAUGUGUCCGGUCCGAAUAGCGUCAAGGUGUCUACACCACUUCCAGUUCUUGAGGAUGCUCGUAUCGCUAUACAGAAAGCCUAUCUUGUUAGCUGCACCAACUCGCGUGUUUCCGAUAUAGCUGCAGCCGCUGCAGUAAUGAAAGGGAACAAGGUUGCACCUGGGGUAGAGUUUUACAUUGCUGCGGCCAGCUCUAUCGUGCAGCAAGAGUCCGAAAGACUCGGGGAUUGGGAUACUUUGAUUGCGUCUGGUGCAAAAGUGCUACCUGCUGGUUGUGGCCCAUGUAUCGGUCUUGGAACUGGUCUCUUGGAGGAAGGCGAGACUGGUAUCAGUGCUACUAACAGGAACUAUAAGGGCAGGAUGGGUCAUCCAAAGGCACAGGCUUAUCUCGGUAGUCCUGCGGUCGUUGCUGCAAGUGCUGUGAAAGGUUACAUCUGUGGACCUGAUUCUUUGGAUUCAUCCAAACUGCCUAUUGCCGGCACACCUACCUUCUCUAUAGCAAAUGGUGAAUCAACUUCCUCCUCAUCAACGUCCUCAUCCCAGGAACCGCUCUUUCCUGGAUUUCCUGAUGCGUUCUCUGGUCGUUUGUUAUUUGCACCGCAGGACAACCUGAACACAGACGCGCUUUAUCCUGGAAAGUAUACCUAUCAAGACGAUAUUACCCUCGAGCGUCAAGCCCAAGUGGUCAUGGAAAAUUAUGAUCCUUCGUUCGCCGGACUGGUCGCUGAUUUGAUGAAGCAGCAGAGCCCCGUUGCAGCUUCUGAUAUCACGAAACAAGGAGUGAUCCUUGUCUCAGGCUACAACUUUGGUACUGGUUCUUCACGAGAACAAGCUGCCACUGCCCUCAAAGCGGCAGGCGUGCCAGUUGUCAUUGCUGGUUCAUUUGGUGACAUAUUCAAGCGCAAUGCCAUCAACAAUGGGCUAGUGUGCCUCGAGUGUCCGGACCUUGUCAGGGAUCUUACCGAAGCAUACGGAAAGAAUGGACAGCGUGGCGCAGGAGGAAAGGAGGGCGAGUUAACCGUGAAUAAAGAGCAUGAAAUACGCAUAGGGAUGACGGACGGGAGCGUAGUUGUGCAAAGUGCAGAUAGCGAGAAAAAGGUUUAUGCUGUCCGACCCAUUGGAGCCAGUGUUCAAGAGCUUUGGGUUUGCGAUGGUUUGGAGGGUUACAUCCUCAAGUCAAUACAGACGCAAUCAUAAAAUGCCUGAAUUAUUCAGGGUUCCGUUGUAAAUGAGUAAACAAUACAGGUAUCAGCAUAGUGUUCAUGUCAGGAAUAUUUAUUUGAUGGAGUCUCAUUCAUUUAGAUGUAUUUCGACAGAUAUAUGACCAUGGUCGGUGAGAUGAUUUCGUCAACUCAAGUAAAGGAGGCAUCUUGCGUAUUUCGCUCAAGGUCCCAUCAUGAAGCUUUGGUAGUCAGGUUCAAGGAGAUGCUUACCGCCCCAUAAAUUGCAGUAAGAAGGAAUUACGAUUCAGAGGGCAGAGUUCCAAACGCUACGUGUUUCGGCGUGUCGAUCGGACCCAUGUUGUUGUGGUUGAGAGACAAGACCAUGUUCGAACUUCUCUCGCAGGACAGAAAAUUUUGAACGAUAUUCAUCAACGCCAAUAUAUGCACCGCACACUCUGCGCUUUCCAUC